This is a messenger RNA of Pocillopora verrucosa, 2429 nucleotides long. Its product is annotated as hippocalcin-like protein 1. Lineage: Eukaryota; Metazoa; Cnidaria; Anthozoa; Scleractinia; Pocilloporidae. The record is from RefSeq and is a predicted model, not a curated record. Gene Ontology annotation, molecular function: calcium ion binding.
AAUUCAACACUUGCAGUGCUUAGCUAGUGUUGGUUUUCACUUGGGGGCGGGUAUUGCUAGUUCGUCGUACUUCGAACAUAAGGAGAUGGGAAACAAGGGGACAAAACCUAAUGCUUUGAAAAAAGGCAAAAGUAAAUUGACGGCGGAAGAUAUCCAAGAGUUGCGAUUGUCAACCGAAUUCACGGAAGACGAGUUGCACACUUGGCAUAAAGCGUUUCGCGAGAAAUGCCCAAACGGUAAAAUGUCCGAAAAAAAAUUCGCGGAGAUCUACAAGAAUCACUAUUCCACAGGCGACGCGACUAUCUUCGCAGGCCAUGUUUUUCGCACAUUCGACAAAAACAAGGAUGGAACAAUUGAUUUUCACGAAUUUAUUCAAGGUUUGUCUAUCAUAUCGCGAGGAUCGACAGAGCAGAAACUACGAUGGGCCUUUGAGAUGUACGAUUCAGAUGGAAGCGGCGCGGUUUCUCGUGCCGAGAUGUUGGAAAUCGUGCGAGGGAUUUUUCGCCUUGCAGGCGACCGGGUAAAUCUUCCAAGAGACGAGAACACGCCGGAAAAGUUCACGCACAAGCUGUUUGCAAAGCUCGACCGGGACAAUGAUGGAACAAUUACACAGAAUGAAUUCGUACGCGGUGUUCAGUGUUACCCUUCUCUUAUGCGGUUGCUGGAUCCAGCCGGCGCGAAGUAAACUGAAACUAACCGCCUGCCAUUCAACGUUUACACCCGUAUUGUUAUAACGCACCGUUCAAAAAAUUUACGGUACAUGGCGGUAUAAUUUCGUCGGCGUAUCUCGGAAGUGUGUCGAAGUGGUAUGUUUCACUAUAUUGUUGUAACGUUUUGCUUUCGAAACAAGGCGACACCUUGUAGACAAGAAAGCAACUGUUGAACACACAACAUUGUGUUUGUCUUUGCACGAUUUUAGGCUUUUGAUGUGUAAAGUGAUGCACAGUUUUCACGCGAUAACUAUCGCAUUGGAGAAAAAUUUUCAUAGAUAAAAACCCAAAGAGACGAAACGGCCAGUCGGCAACCGGCUAGUUCGUUAUUUUAUCACAUUGUCUUGAAUUGUAACUAGAAAUCAGCAAGAAUUCUGUUUAUUAUCAGUUCUGGUUGUUUCGAACGCCCGCGACGAAUUAUUUAACGUGAAUAAAUUUAUGCAUCUAGUUUCGUCUCGUAUAAAUUGAAAGGCCCUUAGUGUUCACAUUUGUCGCAUAAAUGUGUUUAAUAUUUCAGUUAGUUUAUGUUUUUCUUUGCCGAACAAAUCAGUGCCUUUUAACUGGGUCUUUUGCUCGCUAAUAUGCUCUGUAAAAACCUUAGGGUUGGAUUGUAUUGGAAGAAGGAUUAACUCAUUACGACUGAAGAACUGCUCAGUGUAUUAUUUUAAGGGGUGACCGCUUGAUGCAUUGAUCAGACCCUGUGAAACAUUUAACAGCUUGAUCAUAUUUAAAUCACAUAUAGCUAGCAAUAUCGAGUCCCGAUUCAGAAAAUGGAACAACUUUUCGUUAGAUUUCAUUCAGAUUACCAAAAUAAUAAUAAUGAUUAAGAAAAAUAAGCGAAUCAAAUGCUAAAACAAUUCCGCACCGAAAUGACGACUUCUCCCCAGGUUAUUGUAGAGACUGUGUUUUUAUUUUGGGCUAAGAUUCGCAUAAAUAAAUAGUUGUAGCUAUUUUGAUUGGUGAUGAGCACUAAAGAACGAGCGGAGAACGUCCUCUCUCCUAUGUAAAUAAUUUUAAUUUGCUUUAUUGAUGAGAUCACAGUUGUGAGGCAAAGUAUGGUAAUUUUUCCUUGCGAGCAUUGUUCUUUGAUAUAUUUGAGGUAGACUUCAGAAUUAACCGUCAAACGGCUGGUAAAGGCUACAAAGAGAGCGAGAACGUUAUUACGGGAACAGUCUUUAAAUGUUAUACUGUGAUUAUGUAGAAGUCUGAUUUAUUAUGAGUGUUCGCGAUUGCGUUUUUUAAUGUUGAAAAAAAAAUUGCAAUCCUUCGAGGGCUAGGAUUAAGUGCUUAGUCGCUCUGUAGGAAAAUAUUAUGACAUGUAACCAAAAUGCGAACACGAAUUUGUCGAGCUAGAUUUAUUGAAAUACGGAACAGAUUAUUGCAAAAGUAAUGAUGAGGAUAGAAUAAUUUAGAAUUUGGUAAUAAUAAUGUGAUAGCUCUUCUGAAGAGGUUUUUGCUGUCUCGAUUUUCCGCAAUCAUUUGAAGUUCUCAUAAUGAACUUUACUAAUGACAAGGCAUUUGCCGUAUGUGUGUCGAGCACUAGGUGGGCUUGGUGCAUUUUUUAAGUCCAAUUUAUUUUUAACAAUUGUGUCUUAGACGCCUUUAAUUAAGCGAUGUUAAGGCCAGUUAACUUAGACGUUAUAGUGAAUAUUUAGUGUAUAAACUGAACUUUAUAGAGGCACAAAAGGCGAACUUUACAAACUCAUUCAGAAUCUAGAA